This is a messenger RNA of Babesia bigemina, 513 nucleotides long. RefSeq lists its product as hypothetical. The transcript is spliced from 2 exons. The record is from RefSeq and is a predicted model, not a curated record. Bases 1 to 513 code for a protein of 170 amino acids. Lineage: Eukaryota; Apicomplexa; Aconoidasida; Piroplasmida; Babesiidae.
AUGUUCGCGACUACGAGCGAGGAAUCACAUGAAGACAGAAUCAAGGCGGCUUUCAGGGCGAAGGCCAAGAUGUUUCUAUACACGAUAGCGAUCACCAAGAUCAUCGGCCUGGCGGUGCAAUAUCUCAGCGCCAACGAAGAUAAGGAGCAACACUUCUGUAGCGUGGCCUGCUAUAAGCAGCAUUCCUGCUCUGGUCUGCAAAGUAAUGCGGCUGGUGGUGCUUCACCGACUGCAUCAACUCCCGCAGCGCUCGGCACAGGUGGCAAGGAAGCUGACCUGUCGGAGCCGCAGAUAACCGCCCUGAAGGAGGAUCAGAAACUGCGCUCCAUGCUGUCUAACAACGUUUUGAGGAGGGUGCUAAGACAAAUCGCAGCGUCUUCUGAUCCGGCAUCGGCAAUCGCCCCGUAUAUGCGUGACGAGUUUUUUGCCGGGUUCGUAACGCAGGUCCUCGAGACGUUGGAUGCCGUGCAUGAGCCAGCUGCGGAUGGACCAUCAGCAUUGGACAAGCCUUAA